UAAGUUAUGACCUCAUGAUUCUCUCUCCACAAUAGGUUCGGCAAACUUCCUCGAGCGCUCUACGCGUCUGUACAUGUUGAUUAUCGCGCAAUCUCACUUGCCAAAGCAUCGCAAUGGCCAUUGUGCAGGAUUGGCUGCCGCCGUCGCGUGAGAAUUGGGAGCUGAUCUGCCAAAUCUGGCAAUACUUUCCCAUAAUUACCGCAAUACAAUGGGUGACCGACUACUAUCCGCAGGGGAAGACGUCAAAUGAGUCUGUCUUCAAUAUCAAUGGAAAGAUUGGAUGGGCAAGCAUGGAGUCGGUAGGAUUCAUUAUCCUGCUGUACAUCAUGUACACACUGCCGCAAGAACUGGGAAUUGGAGAUUUGCCAUGGGGUAACUGGACGAUGGCUGGGUGCUUCGUCGCCCACUACAUCUAUCGCGCAAUCCUCUCGCCCCUCUUCCUGAACCCAAGCAUGUCACCCAUGAGCCCGCUCGUCUGGCUCAUGGCAUUCGCCUUCCAAACUUUCAACGCCAUCUCCAUCGGCGGAUAUCUCGCGGGCUACGGACCGACAACACAGCACGAGUGGACUGUACGGUCUGGAUGGGUGUUUUUUGGGCUCGUCAUCUGGAGCUGGGGACUGAUGGGCAACAUGUUCCAUGACGACGACUUGCGCGAGAUCAGACGGACGGCAGAUCGCAAGCAGCGCAAGCAGCGCAAAGAGGUUGCCGCGCAGGGCAAGGCUGUGGAAAGCGUGGAUAAGAUUUACAUGAUUCCGAAGAAUGGGCUGUUCCAGUACGUUCUACAUGCGCACUACCUCUGUGAAUGGAUCGAGUGGGCUGGAUGGUGGAUGGUUGGAGGGUGGAACUGUGUUCCUGCGCGGAUAUUCUUGGUCAACGAGGUCACGACGAUGCUACCACGGGCGCUGCAGGGCAAGAGGUGGUAUGAGAAGAAGUUUGGCAAGGAGAGGCUAGAGAAUAGGAAAGCGGUGAUUCCAGGGCUGAUAUGAUCGGGACUUGGGGCAGUGCGGAAGGCUAGUAGCCAAUUUUGUAGCUAUAGAUGGAAAUUAUACAUGUGUGGCUUUGGUGUAACAAAGAGGUCGAUGAGCUUCGGCAGUGUUAGCCGCAGUAGCGGCAAGCAGCAAGCGGGCGGGCAAAGGUACUAAUAAUUAAGCGUGACACGGCGGCGGAGCGUCGAAUGUCUUUACAACGUAGAGACGACAAACAUGUGUAAUAACAUGUCAGCGCAGGGUAGUGAUGUGUGAUGGAUUCCCUGUACAAGGACACUGUGAUGGCUCACUGGUGGAACUUGGGCAGCGCGAAGGAGUGAUCAGUGACAGAAGCUGAUUACGAGCAACACGAGCACACAUGAUGUGAAAAGCCGUAUCGCUGCAGCGUGAAGCAACCAAUUCUCUUCCUGAGAGU
This is a messenger RNA of Cucurbitaria berberidis CBS 394.84, 1401 nucleotides long. Its product is annotated as steroid 5 alpha-reductase. The coding region runs from base 114 to 986 and encodes 290 amino acids. Gene Ontology annotation, biological process: steroid metabolic process. Gene Ontology annotation, cellular component: membrane. Gene Ontology annotation, molecular function: 3-oxo-5-alpha-steroid 4-dehydrogenase activity. The record is from RefSeq and is a predicted model, not a curated record. The transcript has 3 exons. NCBI's taxonomy places the organism in Eukaryota, Fungi, Ascomycota, Dothideomycetes, Pleosporales, Cucurbitariaceae.